Messenger RNA from Aureobasidium pullulans EXF-150, 2202 nucleotides. RefSeq lists its product as uncharacterized. Gene Ontology annotation, biological process: regulation of DNA-templated transcription; DNA-templated transcription. NCBI's taxonomy places the organism in Eukaryota, Fungi, Ascomycota, Dothideomycetes, Dothideales, Saccotheciaceae. Gene Ontology annotation, molecular function: zinc ion binding; DNA binding; DNA-binding transcription factor activity, RNA polymerase II-specific. The record is from RefSeq and is a predicted model, not a curated record. The transcript has 6 exons. Bases 82 to 2061 code for a protein of 659 amino acids.
CUACUGGCUCGCGGGAUCUCACAUUUUCUAUCACUGGUGCGGCACAGAGAUCCGCAUCUUUCAUGUUCCGGCUAUUCAAUCAUGGAUCCCGAGGAGACGGGCCCACGCGCCCGUAUCAAGAUUGCGUGUGACGACUGUAGGAGGGGCAAGCGAAAGUGCGAUGGUCGCAAACCCAGAUGCACUUUGUGCACCAAAUCUGACCGCGUUUGUCAUUAUGCUUCUGAGGACUCAAGAAAACGUGUUUUUCAAGACGAAGAUCUUGUCCUCUCUCUGCGAGAAGAAAUCAAGGCAUUGCGUGAUGCUUUGAAAAACACACAGUCUGGAAACGUUGAACGUCAAAUGGUCGACCCAGACAUAAACCACGACACAAGGGACUCAUCAUUUGCCUUCGCCGGUCUCUCGUCUUCAAUAUCUGAAGGUUGUUCCACCCCGCUGGGAGAGGACCAGGCUUUCGAGAGCAGAUCAUCUCACGCUAUGAACGAGCUAUCUUCACUGAUGCUCCAGCUCGAUGUGGCGGACAUAGGAGAGCCCUCUUUCACUCUAUCAGCAAGCAAAGUGCCACAGACGAAGACAUCAAACAGUCCCGAUAUCAAAUUCGAUGUCGAAGUCCGCAAUGGAGACUGCGUAACUUUCGACGACAGGCAUUAUCUGAUAGAAUGUUUCUCGAAGACUUUUAACCGCUUUCACCAAUUCCUGGAGACAGACGAACUUGUGAACAUGGCACUUUCAGAACCCGCUGUUGGAGAUAUUGAUUUAACAUUCCGAAACAACGCUUUGUACGCCGUCGCUGCUUCAUGUUCUGAUAUUACACGAAUACAAAACUUAGAGAAGAGUUUCAAGAGUCGCGCUGAGGGAUUUGUCUUCCGCUGUAUCAAAGAAACUCCGACCGAUCUUGUGGUUCAAGGGCUUGCUCUGUUAGCCUGGACAGAGCUGCAAUCUGGCUGUGGAAGUAUGGCAUAUAACUGGAUUGCCAUGGCUACUGGACAAGUACUUCACCUAGGACUGCAUGCAAGUGCUCUCAAAUCAGCACGGCUUUCGGGACUUCCUGACCAAAGAGUUCAACAACGUCGUGUUAGAUCGUUCUGGGCAUACUUUUCAGUGGACAGACUAGUGACAUCCAGUCUCGGCAUGAAUUGCACCAUGCAUUGGCAACGAGUCAAGUCAACAUCGUUCACUUCCAUCCUUCCCACGGGAGCUACAGUAGAUGAAUGGGCUCAUGAACGCUUUUGUGAAAUGUGGCAUCUAUGGGACUCAUGUAUGGACCAAGGCUAUGCCUUUGGUUGGUAUCGCUUGAGUCAGACGGAGAAGGAGAAACUUGUGCUUCACUCUCACCAGACUCUGACCAAGUUCUAUGAAACCACGAAUGCCUACCUGCAUACUCCUGAAGAUCGUUUGUCUGAGACUGCAGUCUGGCUGCAACUCAGCUAUCAAGCCGCUCUUAUUCUAAUUCAUCGACCGCUUCUCUCAGAAGCAAGUGGCAGUAAGGCUGGCAGAUUUUCUUUGACGGUGGCUACUACUGCAGCUGCGGCCAUCUCUCGCACCGUUCGUGAGUUUGGCGCGACUCGGAAGUUCACAGCGAUUGCUCCACAAAUCAUUGACUACAUCUCCAUUGCCGCCACCAUGCAUCUCCUGAAUGCGACAUCUGGAAAGAAUCGCCUAGGCCGACAGUCUGCAAAUGGUCUUCGAACCUGUGUUCAGACCCUUUCAGAGAUGACUCCCACUUGGGAGAGAAGAGCACAAGAUUCUCUCCAGCACAUACAGAACCUUGCGCAUAGAUGGGAAGUGGUUUGGGCCUUGCCGAUACAGCACAGCCAAGUCUUGGCUUGUGGUGCUCGGCCUUUGAAUACGGAACAGGACUUUGGUGGUUUGGGGCCUGAAUCUCACGCGGCAGUUGACGUAUACAACGUUUUCGACGAUACUGCUUUAAACACUGCCGCUGAGACACUUUGGGGCACAGAAGGAACGGCAGACCACGACUGGAUCUUGCAGGCUGCUGAAGGGAUACCUCUCAGCAAUGAGGGCCUAUGGGAUUUUGACUGGCAACACUUGGGAGGAGCAUAGCAAGAGAUAAAGCCUAGUCAGUACAUACUCCCUGUCUGCAGAUCUCAUCGUUUGAGAGCGGGGCUGAUACUAAUGUCAACCAAUGUGAGCGUCUUGCUUCGAUAUCCGCCGCAAGCAGUAACUUCCGCUUUGUUGCGACGU